Messenger RNA from Meloidogyne enterolobii, 297 nucleotides. NCBI's taxonomy places the organism in Eukaryota, Metazoa, Nematoda, Chromadorea, Rhabditida, Meloidogynidae. The record is from the annotation of a GenBank genome assembly.
AUGUUUCAUAAAUACUUUUUAAAGUUUAAUUGUGUUGUCUAUGUCUCCUUUGGUACAAUAAACAUUGAAGGGAUGAAUCAGGAUAAUCUUAAAAUAAUGCUUAAAAAUUUUACAAAUUACGAGCAUUGCUUUUUCAAAGUCAGAUUGGGUGCAGAUCAUUAUUUAAAAAAACAUUAUCGCAAGACAAAUAUUUCUUUUGAAGGAUUUGUUGAUGAUCAACAAGAAAUAUUGGCUAAAGUAAAUACAAAAUUAUUCAUUUCCCAUUGUGGAAUAAACAGCUUGACUGAGGUAACUUAA